CCAACAGCAGCGCCGCGAACGCGCAAGCGCUCGGGAGCGCGUGGGAAUGGUCGGCGGGUGAACGGGGGGCUGGACCGGCUGGACCGCUCCGAGACAACCGGAGCAAAAGACUUUUAAAUGUCCGCCAUGUUGUCCAUGGCGUACUGAACCAGCGGUGAGGGAGCGCAGCGCCGGGAAACACGAGUCCGACAGCGAGCGACCAACAGCCGGGCCUUCCCCCGGCUUCCCGUUCGGCGACGCCCUAAACACGGCUACAGCCCGUCGAUCCUCUUUAGACCUGAGAAUAAUAAGCGCCACAGAGUCCUCCAUGACAGCUCUGCCCGGCGCCGCGGUCAACGCUCGGAGCUCCGGUACAUUCGCACCGCGACUCGCGCUGUGAGAAUAUGAGCAAACUGUCGUUCCGCGCCCGGGCGCUGGACGCGUCCAAGCCGCUCCCCGUCUUCCGCUGCGAGGACCUGCCCGACCUGCACGAAUACGCGUCCAUUAACCGGGCAGUGCCGCAGAUGCCAACGGGGAUGGAAAAAGAAGAGGAAUCGGAGCACCACCUCCAGCGCGCCAUCUCGGCCCAGCAGGUGUACGGAGAGAAGAGGGACAACAUGGUGAUCCCGGUGCCCGAGGCGGAGAGCAACAUCCCCUACUACGAGGCCUUCUACCCCGGGGACUUCAACAUGCCAAAGCAGCUCAUUCACAUACAGCCUUUCAGCCUGGACACAGAGCAGCCCGACUACGACCUGGACUCGGAAGACGAGGCCUUCGUGGUCAAGCUUAAGAAGAAGAUGGAGAUCAGCUUCCACCAGUUUGAGGAGAUGCUGGACCGCCUGGAGAAGGGGAGUGGACAGCAGCUGGUGAGUCUCCCCGAGGCGAAGCUGCUCCUGAAGGAGGACGACGAGCUGAUCCAGGAGGUGUUCGACUACUGGAGCCGCAAGAGGAAGGUGGGCAAGCCGGGCUGCCUGCUGGCCGUGGUGAAGCAGGAGAAGAGGGACGGAUCCAGCACCAGCGACCCCUACGUGGCAUUCAGGCGGAGGACCGAGAAGAUGCAGACCCGCAAGAACCGUAAGAAUGACGAGGGGUCGUACGAGAAGAUGCUGAGGCUGAGGAGGGACCUGAGCCGAGCCGUCACCAUCCUGGAGAUGAUCAAGAGGAGGGAGAAGAGCAAGAGGGAGCUGCUGCACCUCACCCUGGAGAUCUUCGAGAAGAGGAACGUGAUGUCUGACUACAGCGGGGAGGUGAUGGCGGAGGUCCUGGCCCAGCAGGCCCUGGUCAAGCCCCAGAUCAUCCCCCUGGUCCCCAUCGUCAACCAGUACCGCCACCAGGACCACCUGGACCUCAAGCCUGAGAAGGCGGAGGUCCCGCGGCAGAAGAGGAAGUACGAGAAGAAGCAGAAGGUGGUUGCCGCGGCGCCCGGCCUCCCCCACCACCCCGGCCCCGCCCUUUUCAACGCCAAGGACCUCAACCAGUACGAUUUCCCCAGCUCGGACGAGGAGCCCUACGCCCAGCUGCACUCUGGGUCCUCGGAGGCGGAGGAGGAGAACGACCCCGACGGCGUCUUCGCCUUCCGCAGGAAAGCAGGCUGCCUCUACAACACGUCCCUCCAGGAGCGUGUUGGGUGCUGGCCUUGGACGGAUCCGUCGGAGGGUGGGGUGGAGGACGGACGCUACCGCUACAGCCUCGCCACCCUCACCAUCCCCCGACGCUGCCUGGGCCUGGCCCGACGGAGGAUGGGCCGGGGCGGCAGGGUUCUGCUGGACCGGGCGCACACGGACUACGACAACGUGUUCCACCGGCUGGACCCGGAGACCCUCCUCCUCCCCCCCUCCCGGGCGCCUCCUCGUCUCCUCCCUCCUCCUCCUCCUUCGCACUCGGCCCUCACAGAGAAACUCUCCAGUACCUCAGACACGAAUACCUCGGAGCGCAGGAGCGCCUCCACCGCGCCCCCCGCCGGCUCCUCCUCCUCCUCCUCCUCCUCCUCCUCCUCGUUGUCGCGCUGCUCCUCAGACCUCAGUCACCUCCUGUUGAACAUUAAGGCGUGCCGCUGGCGCCACUUCCGGCCUCGAACACUACCGCCGCACGCGCUGGCCGACGCCCACCCCCUCUUCAGACGCCUCAGCCGGGGUCUGAGGCGGCCCGGCCCGGACGGCGGCUCCCUGGGGGGCCCCGCGGCCCCUAGCAGGCCGGCCCCCCCUCCCGUCGUGGCGCUAACAGCAGAACAGUACCAGCACCACCAGGACCAGCUGGCCCUCAUGCAGAAGCAACAGCUGGAGCAGCAGACGCACAGCAGCACCGCUGCCCACAGCGCCCCUGGCCUUGUCUCCAAGACGUUGGACGUAGCUAGCGCCCAGCUGGCUGCAUCGGCGCUGCUGACCAGCGAGCAGGUGCUCGCCUUCAAGGCCAAGGAGGACACGCCUCCGGGGGGCGGAGUCAAUGGCGUCCUGCCUCCCUCAGGUGUUUUCAAAGGUCUGGUCCUCCAGAGCACAGCGUCCCCCGCCCCUCCCUCCAACACCGCCACAAGCUCCGCCUUCCUCCAUCCUGGCAACGCCCUAAACUCCGCCCCCAGCUCCAAUAACAACGGCACCAGCCACGGUGUCAUGCCCAACGCUACCACGGCAACCACUCAGGUGCUGCUAGGCAACAACAACAGUCUCCGCCUGGCGUUGCCCAACGCCAAGCGGCCCCACGGCCACGCCCCCCGGACACUGAGCAGCGCCGUGACCACGUCGGCCCUAAAGCUAGCCGCCGCCGCCAACUGUCAGAAGAACAAGGUCCCCGCCAACUCGCCCUCGCCCAUGGACCUUGUGCCCAGGGAGAACCACGAUCAAGACCAGCCUGCGCUGAGCAGCCUAUCAGAGAACACGUUGGCCAUGGAGGUCACGUAGCCCCGCCCCCCAGGCCACGCCCACCUUAGCUCCACUCUCUUCCUGGUUGGCCCUGGAGAUGCACUGCGCCUUUUAAGAGCCAAGAGUCCAGGCUGCUGGGUGGGGACGGGGUGGGGGGGGGGGGUUCGCACGGACACACACACAAACACGCCGUCUCCACGGCAACCGUUUCGGGACUUAAUUGCAAUGCUCGUCUGGUAUGUUUUUUGUUUCCCCCUCCCUAAUUGGUUACUGUUGAUAAGAGAUGGAUGUGUGUAAAUUAUUACCUUGGAGACGAUAUGUACAGAAAUGCAUAUUUGUAAAGCCCCCACCCCCCACCCCCUAUUGUAUAUAACAUUACUUGAAUACAGAACUGUUCAUCUGUGAGGUUUGCACUCGGAUGUCAGCGAAAGAACAAAUAUCAAAUUUAAAAUCGAAAAUUCGUUAAACUGCAACGUGUGUGCGUCAGCGUGUCUGCGACUGCGUGUGUAACAGCGUUUAUGUGUGUGCGUCAGUGUGUACGUGUGUGAGUGCGCAUGUGUGUGUGCGUGAAAGCGUGUGUGUGUGCCUGCCACAACGGUCUGUUGUAUUUAUUGUGCGUGUUUACGAGCCGUUCUUCCUUUAGUCCCUCUUGUGUUCUCCGUGCCGUCUGUGUUUAGCACUAGGUGUAUCCGUCUCCCUGCGUUAGUCUGUAUGUCGUGAGGGGAAGGCCUGGUCCUCGUCUCCUGUCGGUCCGUUUUGUUCGUGUUGAGUCAGUGAUGACGUUGCGUUUAUCAAGGUUCUGAGUGACGGAAGGGCCCCUCCCCCCCGCACGCACCGUAAUGGAACAGUCCAUCUGUGGCGUGAAGUUUGGCAGUUGGUUUAAUCGGUUUCCCACACAAGCUCUUCCAUCGUAAAUUAUUCCAGAGACGAGAAACAAAGCGUCGGGAAAUUGAGUCUGGUUCCCUGAAGACUUGGCUGCUUCUGACGUAUCUAAGCACUAUGAUUCAUCUAUUUAGAUUUAUUUUUUAUUGAUGCUGCUUGUUUGUAUGAUUUUGGGUUUUGUUUUUUUCUGGUCUGUGCCAGUCGGCACUUUUCUACCCUCAAGGAUAACCCCACCGUCACAUCCACCUCAUUUUGUGAAAAAGAUAUUUUUGUAAGAAAUGUUUUGCUAUGAUUGUAUGUCUCCUCCUCGAAGAAAAAGUCACUCUUCUGUCACUUGUCAAUCUAAAAAAAAAAUGUAAGGGAGAAAAAUCGCAGUACUUGUCUCGACAUUAAUCAUCAUUCCAGUUUUGACGUAAUACAAAAUGAAAUAAAUAAACAAAUGUAUUAAGUGAAACGACAAAAAAAAGUUUAACAAACUGAUUAUUUUUCCUUGCUUUUGGAUGUCUGAAGGCCGGGCA
Molecule: messenger RNA, 4234 nt
Organism: Gadus macrocephalus (Pacific cod)
Lineage: Eukaryota; Metazoa; Chordata; Actinopteri; Gadiformes; Gadidae
Product: enhancer of polycomb homolog 1-like
Exons: 14
Coding region: 384-2873 (829 amino acids)
Biological process (GO): regulation of transcription by RNA polymerase II
Cellular component (GO): piccolo histone acetyltransferase complex
Source: RefSeq, a predicted model, not a curated record